Molecule: messenger RNA, 949 nt
Organism: Nicotiana tabacum (common tobacco)
Lineage: Eukaryota; Viridiplantae; Streptophyta; Magnoliopsida; Solanales; Solanaceae
Source: RefSeq, a predicted model, not a curated record
AAGGGCCCCACUAAAAGAACAAAAGUCAGUGCAGUAGUACCAUUUUCUAAUCUUUCCUACUUUCCGAGGGAAGCAGCAAGGGGGGAAAAAUGGGAAUCUGGGACUUCAUUAAUUCCGGCAAAGAAACGGUGAAAGGAUACGCACCGGAUCCGGUAAAGAAGGUCUAUAAUACUACCUAUUAUUACAGUGCAGCUGCCGUUAGAAAGAUUGACGACGUCGUUAGAGUUAACGGUAUACAGAAGCUGGGUCAGUACAUACCCGAUGAUGAUGAAGGUCGGGCUAAGAUCGUCAGUUUCAGCACAAAAUUCGUCAAAAAUGCUUCCGUUUAUGCCGUCAAAGAAGCACCCAACUUCAUUCCUGGUGGGAAGGCAGUUACCAAAAUUUACUUUGACACAGUUCGUGAAAUGGAAACUGAGUGUCAAAAGAAACAAGACGAAUCAUGUAUCAAGGAAAUCACUGGUACUAAUUCAAGUACGAAUACCACUGUUCGUUAAGCUCUGAGAUUGCUAGAUGGGGAAGAGAUGCUGGAAAGCAGGGAGCUGAAGUUAGGUUCUGAAAAUAGAGUUGAGGCUGAUUCAUUUACACAUCAAACACCUGUAGAUGUCAUAAGAGUUUUCCUGAUGAAGGAGUUUAUGGGCACUCGUUAUCUCGGCAAUUUGUUGGUACCGGCCUGAUCAUCGACAACAGAAGAGGAAGGCCUAGUUUGAAGCAAACCUACGUGGAAUCAGAGAUUAAUUCUAAGUAUGUAUCUGGCAUCUCAUAUAUGUUUGUAUUACUGGACUGCUGGUACUUUAUGCUUGUAAAUAGAUCUAAGUUACCUGAACUGUAGUAUCAUGAUUCUAAAUAUGCUUGCAAUUAUAUGAGGCAUCACUUUGUUGUGUUUCAUUCAAGUUUAACUGAUGGAAAGUGAGCUAUAUAUAUGCCUCUACGAGGGUAAUUUUGAACUAUA